CUCUGUAGUUCGUGUUCAUGACUUUUUGUUUGACUUUUGUGGCAACAGAGCUCAUCAACAAGCUGAACUUCCUGGACGACGAGGAUCAGGAAGUGCCUCCCGACUUGUGCUCAAAUCCCUUCGAGGAUCCCGAUGACGACCUUCAUCCGAACCACCUCAACCCGUUUGAUGAUCCUAACGACACAGAGCCCCCUGCCCAGCCGGUCUUAAGGCAGCGGGUUGAAGAUACCUCCUUCUACGACCACGAUUCCUCAAAUCCGUUUGAUGACCCGGAAGAACCGGAGACAGAAGCGGCUCCGGGGAAUCCCUUCGAAGAGGCCGACCCCGACACGGACCUCCAGCCGGACCCAGAACCCCCCAAACCCAGGCAGAGGAAAGGAGUCCGGCCUGUGGACAUGAGCAAGUACCUGUACGCAGACACAGCGCGGGAGGAGGAGGAGCAGCUUGAUGAAUCUAACCCGUUCUACGAGCCAAGAACAUCGAGUCCCGAGCACCCCCCCACUGGUAGCCCCUCUCUGGAUGUGGGCAGCGGCCAGAAGAGGAGGGCCCCCCCGCCCCCCAGCUCCAGCUCUGGCCUGGGCCCCAGCACCCCCGCUCCCAAACCCAGCGCUGGACCAGACAGAGAGAGAAACCAGCCGGUCGGGCCCAGCCCGGUCGCCGUGUUGAUGGGGAGAGAGCUGGCCUCCUCCUCCCCCAAG
Messenger RNA from Notothenia coriiceps (black rockcod), 698 nucleotides. RefSeq names its product EH domain-binding protein 1-like. The record is from RefSeq and is a predicted model, not a curated record. Lineage: Eukaryota; Metazoa; Chordata; Actinopteri; Perciformes; Nototheniidae. The transcript is spliced from 3 exons. The annotation marks the transcript as partial.